GUAGCUGUCGGAGAUCGGCGGAAUAUAACGACCAUACUGUUCGGGUGAAUACAUCUUUGGGACUUAGUUGUCUAGUAAAUAGGUAGAUUAAGGAUUGAAUAGUGAAAGUAGGUACUCAUCAUGCAAAGUGUAAUUAACAGUGUAAAAGGAACAGCGUUGGGAGUAGCAGAGUUCUUGACACCAAUCUUAAAGGAGUCAAAGUUCAAAGAGACAGGAGUGGUGACCCCUGAAGAGUUUGUGAUUUGUGGAGAUCACUUAGUACAUCACUGUCCCACUUGGCAAUGGGCUAGUGGCGAUGAUGCUAAAACCAAACAAUACCUGCCACGUGAUAAGCAAUUUCUUGUCACAAGGAAUGUGCCUUGUUAUAAACGAUGUAAACAGAUGGAAUACUCAGAAGAACAAGAAAAAUUGAUUGAGACAGAUGAUGAUGAAGGUGGCUGGGUAGAUACACAUCACUAUACAGAAGGAACACCCAUAAGUGUAGCAGAUCAAGUUCAUGAAAUGACACUUGAUUUAAAGAAGUCUUCAAAUGAUCCAUUACCCCAAGAAGAAAGUGAUGAAGAUGAUGAUGAAGAAGCUGAAGAUAUGGAUGCUUUUGUAGAAAGUGGAAUGCUAGAUAAUGAGGACAAGGCAACACUGGAAAUAUCAACCCUAAAUCCUAAAGAUCAGAAACAAGAUACUAGCAACCCUUAUGAGAAUGAAAUCGUGUCAACAAGAACAUAUGACUUAAACAUUACUUAUGAUAAAUAUUAUCAGACACCACGUUUGUGGCUCUAUGGAUAUGAUGAGAAUCAUAAACCACUCUCAAUUGAAGAAAUGUAUGAAGAUAUCAGCCAAGACCAUGCAAAAAAGACUGUUACUAUGGAAACUCAUCCACACCUUCCUGGACCACCUAUGGCAUCAGUUCAUCCUUGCAGGCAUGCUGAAGUCAUGAAGAAAAUCAUUGAGACUGUAACUGAAGGAGGUGGAGAUUUGGGAGUACAUAUGUACCUGAUAGUGUUUCUUAAGUUUGUGCAGGCUGUGAUUCCAACUAUUGAAUAUGAUUAUACUCAGAACUUCACAAUGUGAGACCUAUAGAGUUAUGUAAAUUAAAGGAAUAAUAUGAAAUAGGCAGGUUGUUUUAGUAAUUUUCCAGUUAUUACUAUAAAAACUUCAUUGUUAAUUCCUAUGUACAUUACUACCAGUCAAACCAGAUAUCCUUCUUUUGAAAGAAAAUGAAAAAUUCCAGCAGUUACUACUAUAUUGAAUUGUCAAAAGUUGCAAAACACAUGAAAAAAGUUUUACUGGAAUACCUGGUAUACAUAUAGUCACAAUGUGAUUGAUAUUUAGAUGUAAGCAAUUUGUACAUUUGACAUCUGUACUGUUAAACAAUUUUGUUUCAAUGCUGUAUAUGAACUAACAUUUUAUGUAAUAAUUGAAAAUAUAUAUAUCUCAUUGGCAUCAUCUUCAGUGAUAGUAAAAACCCACAAAAUGAAUUUUUAUUCACAAUGGUGUUAAUUUAUGAGAAAAAUUGAGUGAAAUUAUUUCAUAAAGUUAGUGAAUAAAAGCACAGUGGACACAAAGAGAAUUGACGCAAAUUAAAACAAAUGUUCCAACAGUGUUCUCUAGUAAAACAUUUUCGCAAUCUCCACCUGUAUUUCGUCCUCACCCUUUAUCAUUUUAAUGUUAAACAUUAUCACACAUAGAGAAUUAUUUGAGAUUCUCAAAACAAUAAUCAUUGAAAUUAUCAAUAGCUUAUUACUUUUUAUUUUGUGUGUGCAUGUAACUGAGCAUUAAUAGUAAGCAUUAUGUAGCUGUUAUGAGUAAGGUAAAAAGGGUAAGUAUGUAAUUUCAAACUAAUAAAUAAUCUUAACUGUCAUAGAGGCUGUUCUUUGUUGUACUAUUUUCUUUACCUUGGGUGACCUAAUUCUUGUUCCAUUAUGCCCCAGGGUAUGAGUUUUUUUAUUAUUUUAUUUCUGAUUAGGGAGGAUUUUCUCCCUGGUGCCCAAGAUUUUUGAGAGUCCCAGAAAAACUACAUCCACCUUGGGGUGUACUGUAUAUGAACUUACAGGAUGUUCUGAGCUACCACUUAAAAUUAAUCUAAACUCAAAAAGUCAGGAAUAGUCUGUUAAAUCUUUCAUUCUUGUAAUCUUUCAUUGCAAAAAAAAAAAGAGUACCUAUAAAAUUUUCUAUCUGGGACUUAGCUCUUGGUUUUUCUGUUUCUUGCAGUUUAAGAGGUUAUAAAAUUAAAAUGUUUAUUUACAGCCUUACACCAUCAUCAUCUUGGAUUUGCAUUUUCAAGUGAUAUUAAUUCUAGGUUCAACUUGUUGAUUGUUUGGAAUGCUACCAAUUCAAGCUUUAAAGUAAUUCAGGGAAGACUGUUUGAUGUAUUGUUUAUCCACCGUUGAGUCAAUUUAAGUUUAUGGGCUAACAAUGCUUAAUUCCAGGGUUUGUUUUGUAAUAAUCUGCAGUAGAGCACCAUUGUAACCAAAAAGUGACUGUUAUAUAAAUAAGUACUGAUCUAACUGGAAGGAAACCUAAGCUGUUGCUACUGAUUUACUGUUCUUUUAUCUGCAGAUAGGUGGCAUCACAGUCAAUAUAUUCACAUUAAUCUGUUUGUAAGAAAAUAUGAGUGAGAUUUGAAUGACCUCACAACCUUUUAAAUGUACUGUGGAGCAUAAAAAAUAUUUCUCAGAAACACAAAAUGAAUAUAUGUAUGUUGUAUGCUUAAACAAUAAUAAUUAACAGUCCUUUGUGAAAUACUCAAUACCAGAAAUCAGUCUUGAAAAAAGGUUUAUCAUUGACAGGAUUGCUUCUUAAUUAUUGACCUUGUUGGGUUGUAUAGAACUUGAAACUUCAGUUUUCGGUUGGACAUAUUAUGGAUUUUGUGUAUUAAUAUAUUCUCAUUUUAAAAGUUAGAAAUAUGAAAUGUAUAUGUUUAUCCAAAAUAUUUUGAAACACAUUCUGUGGUUUCUUGAAGAUUAGACAUUUUGGGCACCAGUUUUAGUUAUUACAAAGUUUAACUCUAAUCAAUGGUAAAAGCAGUAUCUUUAAAUUUGUAUUCCUUUUAAAGAGCACUUGGUAUUUGUCAUGAAAUUAUUUCCUAAAUGGAACUUACUAAAAUUUUAUUUUAUGGUGUUUUUGAAUAAAUUCUGUAUUUUUGUUUUUUGUCUUAAUUGUGUUGUUUAAACAGUUUUCAAUUUGUUUGAUAAUUAUGGAGAUUUCUUAUAAACUGUUUCCUUUAUUGUGUUAUAUGCCAUGUGGUUUGUAGAUGUAGGAAUUCACAAAGCAGGACAUUUUCACACCAACUUUGUGUCUUUUGAUAAGACUAUAUGUUAAUUUUUGUGAUGAAAUGUCAUUUAUCAGAGGCAUAUGCUGUUGGAUUGUUAAAAAUAAUCUUUCAUGUAGUCUAAUAUGGUAAAGAUGUUUGUAAAGGACUUUUAAUAUAUAAAUACAAGAUAAACAUCCAUAUGGUAUUAGGCUGCAUAAAGUUUUAUGCAUGCUUCUGUAAAGAGUUAAUAUAUGCAGGUAUAUUACAACAUUAUUUAAGGUGAUAAAUGUUUACAUUCUACAGUUGUUUGAGGUGAUUUUAAAGGUAGAAAUUACAUUCCUUUUUUAAAAAUUUGUGUUUACUCCUAGUUUUUAUUUACAGACCUUUGAGAAACUUGCACCUAUGUUUAAAAUAUUACAGCACACCUACAUUACAGACCAGAUGGUAGAUAAUUUGGACAUGUGUCAUUGCCAGAAAAUGUAAAGAACUAAUAAAUGUUCAUAUAAUAAUAUUACCAUUAUGAGUUACUGUUGCAUUCUAACCUAUGUAACUGUACUUUCUGAUAAAUGCUGCUUUGACUUUUACUGUGUACACUGAAGGUUCUUAAUUAAACUUGUUUGUCACUGAUA
Messenger RNA from Limulus polyphemus (Atlantic horseshoe crab), 3879 nucleotides. RefSeq names its product ubiquitin-like-conjugating enzyme ATG3 (gene Atg3). NCBI's taxonomy places the organism in Eukaryota, Metazoa, Arthropoda, Merostomata, Xiphosura, Limulidae. Bases 121 to 1068 code for a protein of 315 amino acids. Gene Ontology annotation, cellular component: cytosol; cytoplasmic ubiquitin ligase complex. Gene Ontology annotation, molecular function: Atg8-family ligase activity. The transcript is spliced from 10 exons. Gene Ontology annotation, biological process: autophagy of mitochondrion; nucleophagy; autophagosome assembly. The record is from RefSeq and is a predicted model, not a curated record.